AUGGCGUCUCUUGAGCCUCUUGCAACAGUAACUCGGUGGGUCGGCUUCGUUAGCGGGGUGUUGACUAUUCUCCUCUGGUGCUUCCAGCUCUCCUCAACAUCCCCCUCUAUCUCGAUUGGGGACGACCCGCUCGCAGAUGUUAACAAGGGAAGUUGGAGAAUGCAGCUCUUCUCCUUCGUUCCAUCGGUCUUCAUCGACGUGUGGACACCUUUCGUCAUGGGCGCAAUGACCGUCAUGUCGCACUUCUCCUCGUUCCACCUGGAUUUCAUGUCCGUUAAUUUUGCACAUUACUUCAUCUGGUCCAUCUUGAUGGCCUUAUUUGGAAAUAUGGGCUACGCCGGAGUUGUAGGAAUCGUUGUAGCUUCUGUAACGCUCCUCUCCUCCCUCCUCAGCUUGAUUUGUGCAUUCCUUUACGACGGCACUGCAAGUCUGAAGCUCGGGAACUGA
This is a messenger RNA of Eimeria mitis, 447 nucleotides long. RefSeq lists its product as uncharacterized. The record is from RefSeq and is a predicted model, not a curated record. The transcript has a single exon. The coding region runs from base 1 to 447 and encodes 148 amino acids. Lineage: Eukaryota; Apicomplexa; Conoidasida; Eucoccidiorida; Eimeriidae.